AUGGACUUUGAUGGUAUUCUUUUUGCUCUGGAUGACACUGAUUUUGAAGACUCAGGUAGUGAGUACAAUCCGAGCGAUGUUGUAUACGAAUCAGAUUCUGAUAACAGAAUUGGUGUAGAACCAGAUACUGAAAAUACCCAAAAUUUAGUUCAACAGGAAAAUAAUAUCAUAUCUGAUGAAUGGCUUAAUGUUACUGGAGAUUUUCGAAAAUAUAUUAUUUUUACUGGAGACAGUGGUAUCAAAUGCAACAUUGACCAAGAAUCUAAACCGAUUGAUAUUUUCAAUCUUUUUUUGAAUGAUGAUGCAUUGAACUAG
Molecule: messenger RNA, 315 nt
Organism: Macrosiphum euphorbiae (potato aphid)
Lineage: Eukaryota; Metazoa; Arthropoda; Insecta; Hemiptera; Aphididae
Source: the annotation of a GenBank genome assembly